Molecule: messenger RNA, 990 nt
Organism: Zymoseptoria tritici IPO323
Lineage: Eukaryota; Fungi; Ascomycota; Dothideomycetes; Mycosphaerellales; Mycosphaerellaceae
Exons: 1
Coding region: 1-990 (329 amino acids)
Biological process (GO): inositol phosphate biosynthetic process; phosphatidylinositol phosphate biosynthetic process
Cellular component (GO): nucleus; cytoplasm
Molecular function (GO): inositol hexakisphosphate kinase activity; inositol-1,4,5,6-tetrakisphosphate 3-kinase activity
Source: RefSeq, a predicted model, not a curated record
AUGGCAGACCUCAAAUCCUUUGAUCAAACGAAGCUCAAGGCAUUCGAGAACGCGGCUGCUGGACACGAUGGCGUACUUCUGGACGAAUCAGGUGAACUCGUCAUCAAACCAUGCACAGCGGAAGAAGUCGACUUCUACCAAGAAAGCAUCUCACAACACCCCAAAUUCUACGAGUUGAUGCCAACUUUCAUGGGCACCCUCACUCUCGGAGCACCAGCCCAGGUCCUAGACACCACCGCCGCACAGGAGGAACUCACACAAGAGCAAAAAGACCAAACUCUACUCCACGGCAAAGCCUUGACCACCGAGACCGCCAUAGUACUGGAGAAUCUCGAGCAUGGCUUCAAGCAACCCAAUGUCCUGGAUCUCAAACUCGGCUCCCGUUUGUGGGCAGAAGGAACCAAGCCUGAGAAAGCAGAUCGACUCGACAAGGUCUCUGCCGAAACCACAAGUGGCUCUCUCAACUUCCGCAUCGCUGGUAUGAAAGUCUGGAAUGGCCAAGGCUUUGACAUCUACGACAAGUUCUAUGGACGCAAGUUUAGCAAAGACAAUGUCAAGGAUGGCUUCGCGGCAUUCUUCAGCAGUCUUUCAGCCGGUGUGCCGAAAGAUGAUGCCCGUUUGCUGCUCGAGACGAUUCUUGCGGACAUCACGAAAGCCCGUCACAGCUUGGAGCGCUCAGAGUCACGGAUGUACGGCGCGAGCAUUCUGGUGGUGUACGAGGGCGACAAUGAAGCGCUAGACACAAUCAUGAGGGGCCCACCAAAAGCUCCUGGAGGCGACGAGCGAGCACCCACGACUUUGGAGGUGAAGCAAAGCCAGGAGGAAGACGAGGAAGAAGAUGAAGACGCUCCUCCCGUCGCCCACCGGGUCAAGAUGAUCGACUUUGCACACGCCCAGUGGACGCCAGGAGAAGGUCCGGAUGAGAAUGUCAUCAAGGGACUGAAGAACAUCGAGGAUCAGAUGGACGCGCUCAUUGCUCUUUUCGACUAA